Messenger RNA from Physella acuta, 906 nucleotides. RefSeq lists its product as uncharacterized. Lineage: Eukaryota; Metazoa; Mollusca; Gastropoda; Physidae. The record is from RefSeq and is a predicted model, not a curated record.
AUGUGCAAUGGAAAAAGCACACAUAUUGAUGAUUACAUUGUGUCAGCAACUGAGAAAUGGAUGGAUGAUCCUUCAGAGCAAAACAUGACAUUUAAAGAGGCUGUGGCUAUGAUUACUGGAGCUAGUGUGACAUUAUUUGAACACAUUGAUAUGAUCACAGGCCAACUACAUCAACCUUUAGAUCCAGAUGGUGAAUCAGUUGCACCAGAGACUAUACCAAUAAAACCAGCUCAGGGUGUACCAUAUUCUGCAGAUGUUAAAUCUAUGGGAAAUGUUGAAGAAGCCUUAACCAAUCUUACAAACAGAAUCGACCAGCUUGAAUCCAAAUUUUUAUCUAUACUUAAUACAAAACAGUUGAUCGAAGAGGAAAUGUUGUGUUUCAAACAAUCAAGAGAAAAUUUUGAGUCUGAACUUGUGUUAAAAAUUGAAACACUUGGGAAACUGUCGUGUGCCCAAGAUGAUAAAAUAAUUGACCUGAUGAAGGAAAUAAAAAAUUUGAAAGAAAAGGAAUCAGCUACAAAUAAGCAGAUAGAGAAACUUACUCAUGACACAAAGGAAAAUGAAAAAAUAUUUCUGAAGAUUGAUCAAGAGUUGCAGAGAAAUGCAGAUAAAAUGGAAAAUAUUACUAAGGAUGUUAAAAAUCAAUCUAAAUUAAUUACUACUUUACAAGAAGAACACCUAAAAAAUGCUGAACACUCAGCUACCACCCUUAAAAGCAUUGGAUCUAAGUAUGGUGUGAUGUGCAAAAUACUGCAGAAAAGAUUAGCACCAGUUGAAAAACUUAUGCUAAAUGCUAAUCAGACCACAGUGAAAAAUGAACCGAAUUUACAAAUGGUUGAAUCGUCUGACAAGUCUUUAAAUGUUCGAUUGGAUAAAACCUGUGAGUACGGUUUUAAUUACUCAUAA